Messenger RNA from Dipodomys ordii (Ord's kangaroo rat), 565 nucleotides. Its product is annotated as C-type lectin domain family 1 member B-like. NCBI's taxonomy places the organism in Eukaryota, Metazoa, Chordata, Mammalia, Rodentia, Heteromyidae. The record is from RefSeq and is a predicted model, not a curated record. The transcript is spliced from 5 exons. Bases 116 to 565 code for a protein of 149 amino acids.
AGCCUCUGUCCCUUGCUGGGAGACGGGGUCACGUGUCGGGGGGCUCUGCCCUCCAACCCCGGACAGGGCUUGGCUCAGACCCUCUGCUGGACGGACCCGCAGGGCCAGGAGAACCAUGCAGGAUGAAGAUGGGUACAUCACCUUGAACCCCAAGCCCCGGAAGCCGGCCCCCCGCCCGGUUAAUGCUGAUUCCUCUUCCUGGUGGCGAGUGACGGCUCUCCUUCUGCUCGUCCUGUCCGUGGGCAUGCUGGUCGGACUGGUGGUGCUGGGAAUCGUGUCCAUCACCCAACAAAAUCGCCUGCACACAGAGAAUAAGCAGAUGUCAGAAAGUCUGCAGCGACUAGCCAAGAACUUCUGCCAAGCUUUGAUAAGACAAUUGGAGCAAAAGCAGAAGGGCAAUUAUGAGCAUGACUGCAGCCCCUGCGAGUCCCGGUGGCGGUACCACGGCGACAGCUGCUACGGCUUCUUCAGACACAACGUGACUUGGGAGGAGAGCAGACAGUACUGCGCCAACCUCAACGCCUCGCUGGCCAAGGCGGCCAGCCCCGGCGUCCUGGCACUGUGA